Molecule: messenger RNA, 2010 nt
Organism: Schistocerca nitens (vagrant locust)
Lineage: Eukaryota; Metazoa; Arthropoda; Insecta; Orthoptera; Acrididae
Product: ankyrin-1-like
Exons: 1
Coding region: 3-2009 (668 amino acids)
Cellular component (GO): nucleus; cytoplasm
Molecular function (GO): protein binding
Source: RefSeq, a predicted model, not a curated record
CCAUGUUUGCGAACGACAUCGUAAAAGAUUUCCUCCACGUGGCAGUGACAACCGGCCACUUGCAAGCUGUCACAGAAAUACUGGCGAAAGGAGCAGACAUCGAAGCCGCCGAUUCUUUCAACUUGCGUCCGGUCCAUAUUGCUGUGGGGCACGGCCAUUUGGACAUUCUUAAAGCGCUUAUCGCAAGGGGCUGUAAUGUAAAUGCACGUGCAUCUUGCCCUUCUCCGUUGUUAAAAAGGGUAGAGCAGCGUUUGACGCCACUACAUUUUGCAGCUGAAUGUGCUGACCCAAACUUCGCGGUCACUUUGAUCCGUGCUGGAGCUUGUGUAAACGCCACGAGUAGUUCCAAUGUGUCGCCACUGCACCUUGCAGCACAACACGGUCAUUUGCCUAUAGUGAAGGCACUAGUUUCUGCAAAUGCUGAAAUGAAUGCCGAGGACGACAGAAAAUUCACUCCUUUACUUUACGCAGUGGAGAACAAUUUCGAAGACGUAGCAAAAUUUCUUGUACAGAGCGGUGCUGUUGUAAAUACUAGAAAUUCGGACCGCGCGACGCCGUUGCAUUUCGCAGCAGAAAAGGGAAAUGUUAACAUAACAAAGCUGUUGAUCGAGAACAGUGCCACUAUUAAUGUAAAGAGUCGGCGAAACUUUACUCCGUUGCAUGUGGCCAUACAAAACAGGCAUGCCGCAGCAAGUCAGCUUUUGAUUGACAGUGGAGCAGAUGUGAAAGCGAGAAAUACCGAAGGAUGGACCCCUUUGCAUAAUGCAGCAUACAGUGGCUACCCAGCGGAAACCGCAAGACGUUUGAUUGCAAAAGGUGCUAGCGUGAAUGCUAAAGACAGGAUUGGAUUAGCACCAUUGCACCUUGCUGCAGAGACAGAUUUCGCUGACAUAGUAAACAUCCUGAUCGAAAACAAAGCUGACGUUAAUGUCACUGACGAUCGAAUGUGUACACCACUGCAUAGCUCGGCUUGCAAGGGCAGCUUGGAUACCAUAAAAAUUCUUAUUGCUAGUGGCGCUACAGUUGAUGCUAGGUCUCAGUACCAAGCUACACCAUUGCAUUUUGCAGCAAACUACUGGCAUGUCGAGGUAGUUAAAUAUCUGUUGGGAAAAGGAGCCGCAGUUAAUGCAACUGAUCACACAAACUGCACGCCACUUCACUUAGCAGCAGACGAGCUUUCCGCCCACCGCAGUUCGGGGGCACAGCCACAGGAUUCUAAAUUGAAUACCAUAAAAGCUCUAAUUGAAAACGGAGCAGAUAUGAACGCAAAGGAAAGCAACGGUCAGACAGCUCUGCACAUAGCUGUAAAGUAUGGAGAUUCAGUCGCAGCUAAAUGCCUGUUAGAGAGUGGUGCAUAUUAUGAUGUGAAGGCUAAAUCUUAUUCUGGUAACGUUACCGUUUCAGACGUUGCCGCGGCGAGUAGAAACGAGAGUAUAAAUGCGUUAUUGCGUGCUACUGAAGAGCUGUUUCAGGCUGUGAAAAUAUCCAAGUGUGCUGAAAUAGAAAAAUGUCUACAAGAAGGGGCAUCAGUCAACAGCAGAAGUAUCAAGUAUGGAACACCACUUAUGUAUGCAUCUUGGAAAGGUCAUUUAGCCGUUGUUAAUUUUCUGCUAAAAAAUGGGGCCAGUAUCAAUCUAAGCAACAGUAAUGGCAUUACUGCACUACAUUAUGCAGCAAAAUUCGGGCAUUAUGAAAUAUCGUGUGUGUUAUUACAACAUGGUGCUGCAUACAAUGCAAGAACCAAAACAGGUAAGAAAACGCCACUACAUUUCGCUCAAGAAGGAGGGGGAAAAGAACUUAUAGAGACACUAGAACUGAUCGAAUGUGUAUUUGCCAGAAUAAACAAUAAGGAUAACAUAGUGCUGAAGGAGUUAAACGAAUUAAAGGACAAAAAAUAUGCCGAAUUUCUUGCCAUAAAAAACUGCAAAAAUGUAAAUGGUGAAACCCUGACACAAAUAGCUUCAAAAAACGGUUGUGGGGAACUUCGUAAAGUGUUUAGUGAUUUGUAAU